UUGAAAACCCCCGCCACUCCCACCAUCCCAUCCUCAUCUCUCUCUCUCUCUCUCUCUCUCUCUCUCUCUCUCCACACAUACAAGGUAGAAUGGCUGUCUCUGGUUUUUUCACACAGAGUGGUGUUCCUAUGCUAUCGGAUUUUGCACCAGACUCUUCAUUGCGGAAGCUCAGCUCAACCCGCAAAUUACUUCACAAGAACAAGUGCAAGUACUACACCAUUGCAUCUGCCAAGGACAGCAAUUCGGGCAGCGACAGAGCGAUCUCUUUCACGAAAGAUGGCCCCCAACAUCAUCAGAACUGUCCAUCGCUUGAUUUCUCAGGAGAAAAGCCUCCAACUCCAACUCUAAACACCAUCAACUACCCAAUUCACAUGAAGAAUAUCUCUACUAAAGACCUCAAGACAUUGGCCAAAGAGCUCCGGUCAGAGAUUGUGUACACGGUGUCGAAGACGGGUGGUCACCUGAGCUCGAGCCUCGGCGUGGUGGAGCUGACGGUGGCAUUGCACCAUGUAUUUGAGACGCCAGAUGAUAAGAUCAUAUGGGAUGUGGGGCACCAGGCUUACGCGCAUAAGAUAUUGACGGGAAGGAGGUCGAGAAUGCAUACGAUCCGACAGACAUCAGGCCUAGCAGGCUUCCCUAAGAGGGAUGAGAGCGUGCAUGAUGCAUUUGGAGUUGGACACAGUUCUACAAGCAUCUCAGCUGGGCUAGGAAUGGCAGUCGGCCGGGACUUGUUAGGGAAGGAUAAUCAUGUGAUCGCAGUGAUCGGCGAUGGAGCCAUGACGGCGGGCCAGGCGUACGAGGCCAUGAACAACGCGGGCUAUCUUGAUUCCAAUCUCAUCAUCAUCUUGAAUGACAACAGGCAAGUUUCACUUCCAACCGCUACCAUAGAUGGCCCGGCACCACCUGUUGGGGCCCUCAGUAGGGCCCUCACAAGGCUCCAAUCCAGCAGAAAGCUCAGGCAACUCCGAGAAGUGGCUAAGGGCAUCACAAAGACGAUCGGAGGACAGAUGCAUGAAGUUGCUGCGAAGGUCUUCACACAGGGGACGAUCGGUGCUACUGGGGCAUCCUUGUUUGAAGAGCUGGGACUCUACUACAUAGGGCCUGUUGAUGGGCACAAUGUAGAAGAGCUUGUGGACAUCUUGGACAAGGUGAAGGCUACACCCGCGACGGGCCCAGUUCUCAUACAUGUCAUCACAGAGAAGGGAAAAGGCUACGCUCCAGCUGAAGUGGCCGCUGAUAAAAUGCACGGUGUUGUGAAGUUUGAUCCCAAAACGGGUAAGCAAAUGAAGCCCAAAACUCCAACUCUUACAUACACUGAGUACUUUGCCCAGUCGUUGAUCGCCGAAGCGGAGAGAGAUGAUAGCAUCGUAGCCAUCCAUGCUGCGAUGGGAGGUGGGACAGGUCUUAAUCUAUUUCAGAAGCAAUUUCCAGAUCGGUGUUUCGACGUUGGGAUCGCUGAGCAACAUGCGGUGACGUUCGCGGCGGGCCUCGCCACAGAGGGCCUCAAGCCUUUCUGUGCAAUCUACUCUUCUUUCCUACAACGAGGCUAUGAUCAGGUGGUCCAUGAUGUAGAUCUCCAGAAGCUACCGGUGCGAUUCGCCAUGGACAGGGCCGGCCUGGUGGGUGCAGAUGGUCCCACCCAUUGCGGUGCAUUCGAUACCACCUUCAUGGCAUGCUUGCCCAACAUGGUGGUGAUGGCCCCUUCUGAUGAGACUGAGCUCAUGCACAUGGUUGCUACAGCUGCAGCUAUCGACGAUCGGCCCAGUUGCUUCCGGUUCCCUCGAGGGAACGGCAUUGGAUCGCUCACCCCACCAAACAACAAGGGAACACCAUUAGAGGUUGGAAAAGGAAGGGUGCUGAUUGAAGGAAGUAGGGUGGCCAUUUUGGGCUUUGGCACUGCAGUGCAGAAUUGCAUACAUGCAGGACAGCUUCUGAAAGAGCUUGGCAUUUCUGCAACCGUUGCUGAUGCCCGUUUCUGCAAACCGUUGGAUACAGAGCUAAUAAGAAGGCUGGCCCACGAGCAUGAGAUCCUGAUCACCGUUGAAGAAGGAUCAAUCGGAGGGUUCGGAUCACAUGUAUCACAUUUCUUGGGCUUGAAUGGACUCUUAGAUGGAAAUCUAAAGUGGAGGGCUAUGAUGCUUCCAGACCGAUACAUCGAUCAUGGAUCGCCGAAGGACCAGAUCCAAGUGGCAGGCCUCACUUCCGAGCACAUAGUCGGCACUGUCUUAUCGCUUGUGGGCCAAAGCAAGGAGGUCCUCAAUCUCUUCCGUUGAAAUUCAAUCAAAAUCUCAAAAAUCAUCAUCUGUAAAUCCCAUCCGUCCGAUUUUUCUGCGAUGUAUAUAUAUUAUGUAAACAAUAAACAAAGAGAUCCUCUAAUGAAGUAGGUUUAUAAAGCUUUCGUGAA
Molecule: messenger RNA, 2404 nt
Organism: Magnolia sinica
Lineage: Eukaryota; Viridiplantae; Streptophyta; Magnoliopsida; Magnoliales; Magnoliaceae
Product: probable 1-deoxy-D-xylulose-5-phosphate synthase 2, chloroplastic
Exons: 10
Coding region: 90-2273 (727 amino acids)
Biological process (GO): terpenoid biosynthetic process
Molecular function (GO): 1-deoxy-D-xylulose-5-phosphate synthase activity
Source: RefSeq, a predicted model, not a curated record